AUGAGCUGGGAACAAUAUCAAAUGUAUGUGCCACAGUGCCAUCCAGCUCUCAUGUAUCAAUCCGUCGGAUCUAUUCAAUCUACUAUGACUACCCCUCUUCAAAGCCCUAAUUUUUCUUUGGACUCCCCUCAUUACCCCGAAAGUCUUUCUCAUUACAGCAACGGUGGAGGAAAAGAUGACAAGAAGAAGUGCCGCCGCUACAAGACUCCGUCCCCACAACUGCUCCGGAUGAGAAGAAGUGCCGCCAACGAACGGGAGCGUAGAAGAAUGAACACAUUGAAUGUUGCUUAUGAUGAGCUUCGCGAAGUCUUGCCGGAAAUCGACUCGGGGAAGAAGCUUUCGAAAUUCGAGACUCUGCAAAUGGCUCAGAAAUACAUUGAAUGCCUGGCCCAGAUUCUCAAAAAAGAUGCAAAGCACGAGAACAGCAAGAACAAAUCCGGAUAA
Caenorhabditis remanei is the source of this 444-nucleotide messenger RNA. RefSeq lists its product as uncharacterized. The record is from RefSeq and is a predicted model, not a curated record. The coding region runs from base 1 to 444 and encodes 147 amino acids. Gene Ontology annotation, molecular function: protein dimerization activity. The transcript has 3 exons. Lineage: Eukaryota; Metazoa; Nematoda; Chromadorea; Rhabditida; Rhabditidae.